Molecule: messenger RNA, 1029 nt
Organism: Brienomyrus brachyistius
Lineage: Eukaryota; Metazoa; Chordata; Actinopteri; Osteoglossiformes; Mormyridae
Gene: morn5
Product: MORN repeat containing 5
Exons: 5
Coding region: 44-535 (163 amino acids)
Source: RefSeq, a predicted model, not a curated record
ACUAUGGAAACGUGACGCCGCCGCGGCUUGAUCGUUCGCCGUUAUGGAGUUCGCGGGUAGCCGCUAUGACGGAACCUACAAAAACGGCAGGAUGGAAGGUAGAGGAGAGUACACACUGCCAACAGGCACACGAUAUGUUGGGGAUAUGAAGGAUGGAUAUUUCCAUGGAAACGGGGUGUUGCAUUUUCCCAAUGGAGGCAAAUACGAGGGUACCUGGGAGAAAGGAAUAUGUAAGCAGGGGACAUACACCUUCUCUGACGGACUGGGGUACCAGGAGAAACACUGGGGGUAUUGUGAAGGACAUGACAGGCGGUUCUAUACAGAAAUAUGCAAUGGACUGAAACCAGCAGGAGAAUCCCAGCUGACCAAUCUGAAUCCUACAAGAGUUAUCCCAGGCGGCUGUUACGACUGCGGGGACGGAUUUUACAACCCCAAAACUCGAAUUAUCGCUGAUUAUGAACACCGCUUCCUGAGAAAUGCAGCCGAAUGUCGGACCAGGAAGAAGCUAGCAUUACACCUUGUCAUUAAGUACUGAACUAGCAGCUGAAGCAUCAGUGUGAUUAUGCUGCUAAUUGCGUCGGCCUCCAGAAGGUAUUGGAUUGAGUUUUGCUGAGCAGAGCACACUUUAGCAGUCGGAGUUAUCUGAAAAUCAAACAUGCCACGGUUAGAAUAUGGCAGGGAUGUCAUCUUCUACUGGAAGUGACAGUAAUCAAGAAGUAACAUCAGCAACACACACCUACAGAGAUGCACAGCUUGUCUCUCCGUGCUGGACUUUGGAGAGAAGUAAUUUAGGUAGUAAAUUUAGAAGUAAUUUUUAGUUUGAAGAGUAAACAUCACCAAAUACAUGUCCGACACCUAUUUGUGCCACGCGAACAUUUUCAGUUCCAUGAUUUAUUUUUGUCUUCAUGUGGCCAGUGUUUAUUUGUCAAAAUGGGUGUGAAGAUAGAAUUUAUUGCCAAUGGCUUCCGUCCAGGAUGAGCAAGCGUUCACUGGACGGACGCUUGCUGGAGACAGAAAGGAACUGCUCUC